This is a messenger RNA of Cephus cinctus (wheat stem sawfly), 3016 nucleotides long. It is a transcript of the gene Ptp36E, whose product is annotated as receptor-type tyrosine-protein phosphatase U. The record is from RefSeq and is a predicted model, not a curated record. The transcript is spliced from 14 exons. Lineage: Eukaryota; Metazoa; Arthropoda; Insecta; Hymenoptera; Cephidae. Gene Ontology annotation, biological process: protein dephosphorylation. Gene Ontology annotation, molecular function: protein tyrosine phosphatase activity. Bases 805 to 2955 code for a protein of 716 amino acids.
UCGCACCCAGUGCCAUCUCGUAACGGACAAUUAUUAUAAAUCUUCCGUGAGGAUCUAUCUUAUUUUUUUCUUUUCUUUUUUCCUUAUGAAUUUGCCAAUAUUUUUAACGUCGCUUCAAUCCGCCCACUCGACUUGCUAAAUUACGCGAACGACCAAAGAGCGUGAUUUGUCACGGCGAGCGACGCCCAGUGUCAUCGGACAGUGUGUUUCCGGUUUAUACCAACCAUCCUCCGUAUAUCAACAUACUCGCAUACCGGUAACCUUACCGAUAGUUUCCGCGGGACUUCCGGUAUAUAAAACAUCCGGAAUCUCAUUCACUUCCGCUUUUGCGAAAGUGUCUAAUAUCGUUUAAAAGAAUCUGUGCGUGCCGACUUUGACACUCUUAAACUUAAUGACAAAGGAUGUUGGAAUCACGGACAGUUUAAUAUCAGUGUAUAAAGGUGCGUUCACACAGCCGUCAAAGAAGCGAACCCAAUUUUUUCCUUUAAGUUUCAUCUAAAGUUUCUUGUUUUUGUUUAUAUCAGAAUCGUUUGACGACGCGUCGAUAAUUGUUUAACGCUGUCUGAUUGGUCCUCCUCUCUUACUCUCUCUCUCUCUCUCUCUCUCUCUCUCUCUCUCUCUCUCUCUCUUUCUCCCCCCUCCCCCACCUCUUUCUCCAUUCUCUUCUACCUUCUUUCUGUUUAUGGUGUCAGUUACACGUGUUUCGCGGCCUCCACGUAUAACGUGCAAUUGCAAAGAUUGUCAGUGAGUCUAAGCGAUAGAAAUUACCUGGACAACGACUUAACGUAUAAAAAAGAUUAAAAAAUGUCGUCUCUUCGUACACAAUCCACUGGGGGCGGUUUGGCGUCGGCAGCGUCGGCGACGACCGGUGCCCUCAGCAGCGUCGGUUCCGACAGGACCGUAGCCACCUCGACAACCGCUGCCACCUCUCACACGCACUCGCACUCUCAUUCCCACCGGAAGCAUCAUCAUCACAGAAGCAGGAGCGCACCACGUGCACCGGAAAAACCACCAAGGAAGCGUCAUCUCAAUCCUGGACACAGUUUGGCCUCUAUACCCAGUCAAAUUAAACUAUCGAUGUUGAAUAGCGGUUUGAUCAGCUUUGCCGAAGAAAUCAGCGGUAUCGGUACUACCUUGCCGACAGCGCCCACAGAACUUCCUCAGUAUCCGAAACUCUGCGAGCUUCGACGAAAGUUUCCGGUUCUAUAUCGCGUCGAGUUUCAGACUGCCACCAAAGUAGAGACGCAUUCGUGCAGACACGCUAUGAAACCUGCGAAUAAGGAGAAGAAUCAAAAUCAACGAUGUAUCCCAUAUGACUAUAACAGGGUUGUAUUGGAGACGAUAACUGGCGAGCCUGAUUCUGAUUACGUAAAUGCCUCCUACGUGGAUAGUAUACUGAAACCAAAUGCAUAUAUAGUCACUCAGGGACCUAUGGAAAAUACCGUGACGGAAUUUUGGCGAAUGGUUUGGCAAGAGAGGGCAUCCUGCAUCGUGAUGCUGACAAAGACGUUUGAUUUCAUUAGGGUUAUGUGCGUGCAGUAUUGGCCAGCGAGUAAAGACAAGGACGAAGAAUAUGGUGGAAUAGGCGUGUCCGUUCUUAAGGAAGAAGAACUGGCGAAUUUUCAUAUACGCACGAUAAAGCUCUACAAGAAGAACGAGAAGGAUGAAAUUAGCGAAGAGAGGACAUUGCUACAGUUUCACUAUACCGAAUGGCACUCUCAUACUUGUCCCUUUGGAAAUGCCGUUUUGGAGUUUCGGCGACGGGUUAGGGCUGUUGUCGGUUCCACCAUAAAAAAUGAAUCCGGUCCCAUGGUGGUUCAUUGCAACGACGGCGGUGGUAGAUCCGGCGUGUACCUGGCUAUAGACGCUAAUAUGGAAUUAGCUGAAGAGGAAGACGCAUUUGAUGUCUUUGGAUAUCUAAAGAAGCUGAGACAAAGCAGAAAGGGCUUGAUAGAGAACUUGGACCAAUACAAAUUUGUAUACGACACCCUGGAGGAAUUUGUUAUAUGCGGCACGUCUUGGUUUCCCGUCUCGGAAUUGUCUCAGCGUCUCAAGCAGAAGAGCAUAAAAAACCCCGUAACAAAGAUGAACGAGUAUCAGCGUGAGUAUCAGCAGAUCUGCAAGCAAACGCCGCGAUUCACAAUUGGCGACUGCGCCGGUGGUCACAGGGCUGACAACCGUGAGAAGAAUCGUGAUGUCCUCGUGGUACCGCCUGAUAACUUCAGGCCAUACCUCACGAGCUUCCAGGGCAACAGCUUCACGGAUUACAUAAACGCGGUGUUUGUCGAUGGCUAUACGAAACCACGCGAGUAUAUUGUGACCGAAUGGCCUCUGCGACAUACCUGCGGCGAAUUUUGGUCUCUUGUCUAUGACUACGAGUGCGCAGCCGUUGUGGUACUUUGUGUACCGCCUCAAGGCUCUACGAACUUUCCUAGUUUCUGGCCUGAGGGAAGACACUCGAAGAAGUACGGUCCAGUCUUCACCAUAGAUCACAUCAGUCACAAUCACUAUACCAACAUCAAGACUUGGGUAUUCAGAAUAAAUAAAAAAAUAGUCUCUCUAACGGAAUUGAUGGCUGGAGUGAAGGCACCACCAAAGACUGUACAACUGUUUCAACUGACGUGUUGGCCAAUGGGACACAAGGUGCCGACCUCGACCAAUAGCUUAGUUGAAUUAAUGAACAUGGUGGAACGCUGGCGACAAAGAACUGAUUAUGGACCAGUUGCUGUUGUGUCGCCGGAUGGUCGAAGUCGCUGUGGUGUUUACUGUGCUGCUAAUGCCUGUAUAGAGCAGGUUAUACAACAUGGCGAAGUUGACAUUUUUCAGGCUGUCAAGACUGUACGCCGACACCGACCACAGCUCGUGGAAAAUAUGACGGAAUACAAAUAUUGCUACGACCUGGUCCUCCAUUACGUGCUGCAUUACCUGAACAAGGACAUGAACGAGAAGAAGUGAGAAUGCGAGUUGAGGGACGAGCUGUGGUUCAUCGAGUUCGGCCGGGGUGCCGCGCUACCCC